ACUCAUCUUGAAACCAUGGAGAACCCAAACGAAGCUACGCUUUUUGUGGAUGCCGACGAAGACCACAUGGAGUCUGAAACAGACCACAUCAUCAGCCAGAUUAGUGACGACGUGUCCCUGGAGGCUGGUAGCGACAGUGGUAGCGAUUUCUCCUCUGAUCCCCUUGAUGCCGAUCCAGUGGUGCAAUCAAUCCCCUUAUUUAUGAACACAGCUCCUGCUGCUGGCCAGUCGCUCCACCUUCUACAGUACACCGGGAAGUCUAAGCGCAGCCCAGCACCGCUUCAUCACUUGCGGGCCAGCAUCAAGCCGGAGUCUAAUUUUUUACAGGUGACACUUCCGUUGGACACCAGCAAGUUUUACGACGACAGUAAAGCAGAAGAAUGGGGAGUACAAGUCGAGGAGCACGACCAUACUGGUGUGAUGAACCAGACCAACGGUGGGAUCUACGCCGCCAAGUUUGUUGUUGAAGAUGGCCAUCGUAAGGUGGUGCUUGUGCCAGUGGUUUCCAGUGUGCAGUUGAGACCAUCUUUCAAGUACUUGGACGAAGCCGAGAAUGUCAAAUUACAACAAAAGAGAGAUAUGGCCGAGCCGCCACGUGCUGGGCCUCAGAACGUCCAUAUCUUGCAAUCUUCUUCCAAGACCAAUAAAAGCAUUCCAUCCGAUCCACUUGCCAAUGCCAGCUUAGGUGAAUCUUUGAGGCAUGUGAGGCGAUUCGACCAGGAGGAUUGGAAACCGGUGAGGUGGACUGAAGCGACCCCUGAAUUGUCCAAACAGAUCAUCAAUACUAGUGACAGCCAGUUUAUCACCGACACGAAGUUGGCACAAUACUUGGAUCAGUUGACUCACUGAGAGUAUUUAGGGAUUUAUGUAUAUUAGAGCAUAUAGCACACUACUAAAAUAAAAGUCAUCGUGCGGCUUG
Messenger RNA from Yamadazyma tenuis ATCC 10573, 919 nucleotides. RefSeq names its product DNA-directed RNA polymerase III subunit. The record is from RefSeq and is a predicted model, not a curated record. Lineage: Eukaryota; Fungi; Ascomycota; Pichiomycetes; Serinales; Debaryomycetaceae. Gene Ontology annotation, biological process: tRNA transcription by RNA polymerase III. Gene Ontology annotation, cellular component: RNA polymerase III complex; nucleus.